Aspergillus costaricaensis CBS 115574 is the source of this 560-nucleotide messenger RNA. RefSeq lists its product as uncharacterized. The transcript has 3 exons. The coding region runs from base 192 to 434 and encodes 80 amino acids. The record is from RefSeq and is a predicted model, not a curated record. Lineage: Eukaryota; Fungi; Ascomycota; Eurotiomycetes; Eurotiales; Aspergillaceae.
AUGCGGCGCCUAGACGGCGUUACAUCCGGUUACGGUUGGGCCAGGAUUGUAGAAGUAGGAGGACACAGCUUGUCCGACCCGGUUAAAUAGUAGCUCAAUUGUACCGGGAUGAGCUCCAAGUCUUCAAUGUAGAUCCCCAUCAGUCGGCAAUUCGUUGCAGCACGGGAAAAGUGCAUGGUGGACGAUGCCUGAUGCCAAGCGGGAGUGACAGCUCAGGCUCCGCGAAGCCGAUGGCCAGUCAAUGGGCCUUCCCCGCGCGGCUUCCCCUCAUUUCCUGCAAGUCUUUGGUCACAUCACCCACGGCUACUAGUACUAUCGUUCUUCAACCCUAUGGAGGUGAAUUCCGGUCACCGGAGUCAUCCUUUCUUUAUGCCAAGUUUAGACUCGUGGAUAAUUGGCAUGUUGUGUUCCCGCCAUCCCUUGCGCGACGGUGACCUCCCCGCAUUUGGAACGAUCAAUCUCUCUCCUGAUUGAAUCAUGAAUCAGGAGUUCUCUCCAUAUAGCUUUCGAAACAAUAACCCGCCGUCCUGCCGUCCUUCCUAGCCUGCCCUUCUGUCACA